This is a messenger RNA of Guillardia theta CCMP2712, 703 nucleotides long. RefSeq names its product light-harvesting Chl a protein 2 (gene Lhcr2). Gene Ontology annotation, cellular component: membrane. The record is from RefSeq and is a predicted model, not a curated record. The transcript is spliced from 3 exons. NCBI's taxonomy places the organism in Eukaryota, Cryptophyceae, Pyrenomonadales, Geminigeraceae. Gene Ontology annotation, biological process: photosynthesis, light harvesting in photosystem I; response to light stimulus. Bases 14 to 661 code for a protein of 215 amino acids.
GCCGUCCUUCGCCAUGCUCCGCGCGAUUCUCGUACUCGCCGCCGCUGCUUCCGCGUCAGCCUUCGCUCCUGCUGCUCUUCCUACCAGAGCUGCCAGGUCCAGCACCCAGGGUCUCAAGAUGCAGGACCGCUCGUACGCUGUCCCCUUCCUGUCCCGCCCUCCUGCUCUUGACGGAACCAUGGCUGGCGACGUUGGCUUCGACCCGCUCGGCUUCUCCAACUACUUCGACCUCAAGUGGCUCCGCGAGGCCGAGCUCAAGCACGGACGCGUUUGCAUGCUCGGAACGCUCGGCUUCUUGGUCCAGGAGAAGUUCCAGCUCCCCCUUCCCGGCUUCGGCGAGAAGCUUCCCAUCGAGGCCUUCUUCACUGUCCCCACCGGCGGCCUCUGGCAGAUCUUCUUCACCCUCGGAGCUAUCGAGAUCCUCUCCAACAACGGCAGAAUCAGCCCCGGAGACAUGUUCGCUGACGGCCGUGCUCCUGGCGACCUCGGCUUCGAUCCCCUCAACCUCUCUUCUGACGAAAGCGCUCUCCGCCGCUUCGAGCUUGCUGAGCUCAAGCACGGCCGCCUUGCUAUGAUCGGCCUCGGAGGCAUGUUGCACCAGCAGCUCUUGACCAAGCAGCCCACCCUCGAGCAGCUUGCCAACUUCCAGCCCCUUCAGUAAACAAGGAGAUUGUAAUAAAUAGAGCAUGGCAGAUGUGAAUGU